CCCGGCCGAUCGCUCGCUCGCUCCCUCCGCCUGGCUCCAACCCGGCCUUUUGGGCGAUCGCUGCCUUGCAGCAGAGAGAGGAGGGGGGGCAGGCUACCAAGGCCACCCUGGAGAGGGCAGGGCUCCGGGCCUGCUGCAGGUCCGUGCAAGCUUCCUCCCGAGGAAACUGGCACGGGGGGCACUCAGGGUCGGGCUCCUCCCUCCCUCCGCAUCUUUUGUUGAUUUGCCAAAUUGUUGGGAUGCUUGUGGAGAGAGCUCGUUUGCAGGUUUCCGGAGCCCAUUGUUCCAGCCCUGGGGAGCCUCUCCGUGUUCUCAGUCGCAACUAGGCCUGAGCCCUUGGUAAUUCAGGCCCAGGGAAAUACGGUGUGUUUGUGGUCUGAUUGGUUAGCUGUUAACUUCUGGGCUAGCAUGUUCAGGCCCUGAGGAGCUUGCCACAGACAAGCUCUCCUUUAUUUUUAUUCUCUCUCCCCCUCUUGUAUAAGGAAAGGGAAGUGGGUGUCCAUAAAAGGAAGCUGGUCUUAUUGGCCACACUCUUCUGCGUGCUUCAGGAUCUCAGUUGUUGGCAAAACCUUGAAGGCGCUUGGGGAAACACAGAGGCUGGCAAAGGGGAAUCCUUAACUCUUGCUGCGUUUUGCUUUUUUCGUUUGUUUUAAUGGUUCGUUGCUAGAACUGAAUUAGUUGCCUGGUUCUGUAUUGUGGGGGGCUCCUGUCUAUAUACACAAUCUUGACUUGGUGAUCAAGGAGGGGGAGAAAGCUGUGAGGUUCAUAAGCGAAUGUGGCAAAAGUUACUGAGCUCCUAAAAUAGGGGGAAGCCAUGCCCUUAUCCAGACUGGAGGUUUCUGGGGGAGCGUCUGAGUUUGUUGCCCUGGUAUCCCCACCCUUCAACUGGGAGGGAAGGGAGAAAGGCAUCUUGGGACAAAUUCUCCUGUUUAUUCUGCUGAUAGGCUACUUUGAUUGAGGAAGACAGUUCUACAAUUACGGUAAUAGCAGCGAUGUGGUUCUUCAUUGGAAUAUUCUCUCUCUCUCUCUCUCUCUCUCUCUCACACACACACACACACCCCGUCAACAGAGCAGAGGCGGCCUUCCUGUUGGUGAACUGAGACUGGUUUGCCCUGUGCUUUUGCGUGUGCAUCAGCCAUUUUGCCUCCUGGCAAGCAAGAUGCUUGAGGCUUUGCAUCUAUGUCUGUCUCCAUCAUGGUCACUUCACUAGGGAUGGUUAAAGACUGCUGUGAGCUUCCCCUGCUGAAAGUGUGUGGCUCUUACACUGAAUUGGGGUAAUCCUCCGCUGAGCGAGGAGAUGUUGCCUCCUGGGGAGUGGAUGUGCCAUCGCUGUACCGUGCGCCGGAAGAAGCGGGAGCAGAAGAAGGAGCUGGGCCACGUCAAUGGCUUGGUGGAGAAGUCCGGGAAGAGGACCACGUCCCCCACCAGCGACACAGCGGACUUCUUGGACCGGGCGAGCGGCGGUGUUCUCCGGACCCUCUCCCACACCCGGCUCCUAGAGCGAAGGGCCAGCCGGCCCAGCACGCCCACCUCCAGCGCCAGCACCGAGACCCCCAACUCGGAGCAGAACGACAUGGACGAGGACAUCAUCGACGUGGACGAUGACUCUGCCACCACAGCAGAGGCAGACGGCGGGCAGCCCCAUCUGAAGCGGCCCUUUGAGCUGCUCAUCGCCGCCGCCAUGGAGAGGAACCCCACCCAGUUCCAGCUGCCCAAUGAGCUGACCUGCACCACCGCACUUCCAGGUACUAGUAAGAGGAGGAGGAAGGAGGAGACGACUGGGAAGAACGUCAAGAAAGCACAGCAUGAGCUGGACCACAACGGGUUGGUCCCCCUGCCGGUCAAAGUCUGCUUCACCUGCAGCAGGAGUUGCCGCGUGGCCCCGCUCAUCCAGUGCGACUACUGCCCGCUGCUCUUCCACAUGGACUGCCUGGAGCCUCCUCUCACGGCCAUGCCGCUGGGCAGGUGGAUGUGUCCAAACCACAUUGAGCACGUGGUGCUGAACCAGAAGAACAUGACCCUGAGCAACCGGUGCCGAGUGUUUGACCGCUUCCAGGACACCAUCUCCCAGCACGUGGUCAAGGUGGACUUCCUCAACCGGGUCCACAAGAAGCACCCCCCCAACCGCCGCGUGGUGCAGUCCAUGAAGAGGAAGGGGCUGAAGGUUCCUGAUGCCAUCAAGUCCCAGUAUCGGAUCCCACCCUCGCUGCUGGCCCCUGCGGCGAUCAGAGACGGGGAGCUCAUCUGCAACGGGGUCCCUGAGGAGCCCUCGCCGAAGCACCUUUGCAGCCCGGAGCACUUAGCCACCCAGUCAGAACAGCAAGAGUGGCUGUGCAGCGUCGUCGCCCUGCAAUGCAGUAUAUUGAGACACUUAUCUGCCACGCAGAUGCCCUCGCUCUGGGACUCUGAGCAGGUGGAAAAGGCGGACGUCAAGCCGGUGAUCGUGGCCGACGGCUCCCUGGCCGGCCCUUACCAAGUGGCGGACAAAGCCAGCCUCCCUCCCCUCUAUUCGGCGCCCUGCCCGCCUGGCAUUGCCCCCCAGAACUCCUUGGGGUCUUCCCUGCAGGAGGACACCCACUACCCCUCGUGUACGGACAGGCCCAAGAAAGCAUCUCCCUGCAGCGGGACGUCCAACGGCCCCAACGCCCCCGCGGAGGUGAAGAUCAACGGGCCGCAUUUAUACGGCGACGCUGCUUCCGCCAACUUGACUGACUCCCCAAGGCUUGGUGGCCAGGGCAGCGGCGCCCUACCAGGGUUGUCCCAGCGGCAGCAGCCAUGGCCCCGGCCUGCCACCCCACCGGUAGCCUGCGGGCUCCUCAAUCACAUGGUGGCGGGGGCUGUCGUGAAGACGGAGAAUGCGGUGGGGCCAAUCUCGUGCACGCACAGGGGCUCCGUGCCAACAGCAGGCAUGCCGGCCUCCAUCCCCAGCUCUUGCGCCAGCCUGGAAGCUGCCAGCACUCUGCAGAGGAAAAACGCGCAGACGCAGGUUGGGCCUCUGCUGGCCUCGGACCUGGGGGCGAUGGACUCUCCCCUCACUGCCACCCGGGCGCUCACCCCUCCCCAAGCGGCAGCGGUGGGUGGCGGGGUCUCUGCCAUCGGAGCUGCGCAUGGCUUUUGCUCACCAGCACCGCCUCCAGACGGUAAGGUCAGCCCGAGCACCUUAUCCAUAGGAAGUAUCUUAGCCACCCCCUCGUUGCUCCCUCCCAACUCUUCAGCCACGCUGGACCUCGCAAGUUCCCUGAAAGCAUUAAUGGACAGCAGCGGAGCAGAGAUUGAGAUAAACAUGCUGGAUGAGAAACUGAUCAAGUUCCUGGCCUUGCAAAGGAUACAUCAGCUGUUUGCUUCCAGGGUCCAGCCCUUUGCAGGCAACGCUGGUCCCCACCAGCCCAGUCCUGGGGGCAAUCCUGCGGAAGGGCAGAGGAAGGAGGUGCAGGCCCGAGCCGUCUUCUACCCUCUGCUGGGGAUGGGCAGUGCGGUGAACAUGUGCUACAGGACCCUCUACAUUGGGACAGGAGCUGACAUGGAUGUGUGCCUUACAAACUACGGUCACUGCAACUACGUCUCAGGCAAGCACGCCUGCAUCUUCUACGACGAGAACACCAAGCACUACGAGCUGCUCAACUACAGCGAGCACGGCACAACGGUGGACAAUGUCCUGUAUUCAUGCGACUUCUCCGAGAAGACGGCGCUCGUCCCGGCCAGCAGCAUGGUUGCCAAAGUACAGAGUGUGAUCAAGCGACACAAGAGCCGGAAGCAGCAGCAACAGCCACCACCUCCCGAAGAGGAGCAGCCGCCAAGUGAAGAGGCGGCGGCCAUGCGGUCCCAGGCCCAGGGCCCCUCCCCCAAGCCCUGCAACUGCAAAGCCAGCAGCUCCAGCCUCAUUGGGGGCAGCGGGGCUGGCUGGGAGGGGACGGCCCUCCUGCACCACGGCAGUUACAUCAAGCUGGGCUGCCUGCAGUUCGUCUUCAGCAUCACGGAGUUUGCGACCAAACAGCCCAGGGGUGGAGAUGCCGCCGCGGCCUUAGCACAAGAGAGGGACUUGGAGGAGAAGCUGUCCCCAAAGGCCCAGCAGGUCCCUGUGCUGCGCUCAAAUUCAGUGCCCUAGGGCGAGGCAACGACUGGGGGGGGGGGUUGGACAAGGAAAAAUUAACCCUCCCUCCCAAGAUCAAGAGACUCUCGCACAGACACACAACACCCCUUGGAUGUCCACGAACCAUGUCUUGUCCGGAUUCCCAACCUUCAACGUGGGCCACAGACUGUUGACGCCCUUUGCAUGAGAUGAAGAACUUUUAAUUUUUAUUAUUAAUUAUUAUUAUUAUUAUUAUUGUUUGCUCAAGUUUUUAGGGGCAUUUGCACAUAUAUUUGUACUAUACAUUUCAUUUAAAAAGAGAAGUAAAGGAAAACUGCAGCGUGUUGGGAAGCCGUGCUGGGGCAGAGCCGGCAAGAGGGGGCCGGGAGGGGAGGGGGGGUCGUUGACAUGGCCACCCAGGCAAGCCUGCUCCCCUUUGCAGUUGUAAAAUAAUCCCAAAAAAAACCUGUUCUAUUUUGUGCCAGUGACAAUAGUUUUUAUAUUAAAGAGAAAAAGAGAAAUACAGUUUUCAUACAGCAAAAAUCUAUUCAAUUAUCAUUGUUUUAUUUAAUGUAAAGAUGCGCUAUCCUGCCAGAUUUAUUUUCUCCCCCCCCCCCUUUCCUACCUCCUGUGCCCCCCCCUUCUCUCCCCCUUCCUGCUGCAGUUGCAAUUCUGCGUAUUGUGUGUGUGGCAGGAAGCGAGUUCCAAUUUCCUGCUGCCCACCCUGUUCCGUUCCCGCCCCCCUUUUAGAUGAUGGAGAAGUAUUUGGGGUUCUGUGUAAAUACAUCCACUGACAGCGUUUUUCUCUUACCCCCCCACCCCCCACCCCACUGUGUUUUUUAAGCUGUGUAUGUGUGGGUUAUGACGUUUUUCCUCCAGUUGUCUUAAUUGUAGCAAAGCGUUUCUUUGUCGUAAGCCUCCUUUUUCCUCCCUUUUGUUCCAGAAACUUCCCCCCCACCCCCACCCCGCAGCUAAGUUCUGAUGUACAGAAGUAAAUUGCUAUGUUUUAGGCUUUACGGAAACUUUUUUUCCCUCUCUCCUGUAUUCUGUAUAUAAAACAAAAACUAUGGCACUCGUCGAUGUCUGGCUGUCUCUGGAAAUUCCCUGCCAUCAGCAAGAAAAGUUCUGUCGGCUUUUUGGGGGUUCCUGUAGGCAAAUGCCCCUGUGGGGGUUUCCUUCCUUCCCCCACCCCACCCCCAGGUCACAAGGUGGGGCCUCCUUUUGCACCUGCGCUGUCAGACGGAAGCCAGCCGCUUCUCCUUCACUGUGUGAAGAUUCAGCCAAAAGUGGGAUCUGAGGACUGGUUGUGCACAGGGUGCCAAUCUAGGGUGCCCCUUCCCUCCUCCCCCCGCCCCCCACAACAGGGUAUAUACUUGUAGGGCAUUGUGGAACAAGAACAGCACCUCUGGCACCCAGAGGCUAUAUUGGGGGGGCAUGGGGGGGAGAAGAUUAUUCCCGCCGGUUGGCCUCGACUCAACUCCAUCCUGGAGGUGAGAUCUGCUGAGUUCUUUAAAAUGUUUUUAAUGCUUGGGGGGGUUUUGGAUCUGGAAAAAUUCUUAACCUUUUUUUUUUGUAUAAAACUGAAAGAUUUCAUGACUGUUCCAAUGGCAUUAAGUCUGUAUUAAUAAACUCACAUACUACUAUUUAAAAAUCA
Molecule: messenger RNA, 5723 nt
Organism: Zootoca vivipara (common lizard)
Lineage: Eukaryota; Metazoa; Chordata; Lepidosauria; Squamata; Lacertidae
Source: RefSeq, a predicted model, not a curated record